CACACGGCCAUCUUGGUUCACGAAGUUGUGUUUUCGUUACGAUAAAACGAAAGGUGGAUGAAUUCAGAGAAAGCUAUCUUGUUUUUCGCGGAUUUAUUGGUUAAUUUUAGACAGAAAGAAAUUACAAUGUGAUGCAUACAGGGUAAAAUGAGUUUCAUUAAUAAGGAGAUAGAGGUUGAGGAAACAAGUGCCAAAACUGAAGGACUUGAAAACAAACAGGACCAGGAACCAGUUGUUAAAAAUGCGAAUGAACACCUUGAUAAAGGACAUGAUGGUAGUGGUGAUGAUAAAAGUAUUGAGGAAAAAGACAAGGUGAAAUUGAAAGAAGAUGAUGUUAAAGUGAGGGAUGAGAAAUCUGGCUCUACAACCAGCACAUCACCAACAGGAACUGGCAGUCUUAAGAUCCAGCAAAGUGGAAAAGGAAAAUCAGACUAUUAUAAGGAUAGAAAUCGGGCAGCAGGUGGUGGAGACAAAGGCUAUAACCAGCAUAGAGAAGAUCGCAGUAGUAAGAGUGAUCGAAGAGACAGUCGAGGAAAGGAAUUUGAACAUGGUAGCAAAGGGGGAUUUACAAAGAAAGUGGAAGAUCAGAGGAGGUUUCCUUUCAAAGAUAAGACUGCUAGUGCAAAGAGAGAUGAGAAAAAAGAUAAAGAAAGUGAUAGAAGAAAGCAAGAACUGAAGGCAAAAGAGAAAGCCAAAGAGGAAAUAAAGAAGUCCUCAGAAGAAAUUAAGAGACAGAAAGAAGAAAAAGAAAAACUUGAGAAAGAAAGGAAAGCUGAAGAAGAAAGAAAACUUAAAGAAGAAGAAAAACAACGCAAGGAAGAAGAGAAAAAACGAGAAGAGGAAGAAAGGCAAAGGCGAGAAGAAGAAGCUGUGAGAAUGAGAGAAGAGGAGGAGAAGUUAGCUAGAGAAUUAGAAGUAGAAGCGAAGGAAAAGAUUGCUGCCAAAAUUGAACUUAGAAUGAAAAAUCUUAAUGCUACAGCUGGACGUCCUGAAGAGUCAUUCUUUGGUAAACUUGACUCAAGUCUCAAGAAGAAUACCACCUUUGUUAAAAAACUGAGAACUAUGACUGAACAACAAAGAGAAUCCCUAUCUUCAGAUUUCGCUGGGUUAAAUUUGACAAAGUACAUAGGAGAGGCAGUUACUUCAGUGGUUGAAGCAAAGUUAAAGAUGUCUGAUGUUGGCUGUGCAGUUCACAUAUCUUCACUCCUCCACCAGCGAUAUGCAGAAUAUUCUCCACAGCUUCUACAAGCAUUCCAAAAAACAUUACAAAAGAAAGAUGAAAAGGUUACAGAUCCAGCAAGAAUGAGGAUCACCCUGCGUUUGUUGGCUGAGCUUGUUGUUCAUGGACUGUUUACUGACAAAGAAGGGCUACCAUUGCUAGCAAACCAGAUUUCUGCCAUAGUAAAUGUAGACAAGGAAACCCAUUCCAAUAUAUCUUUAAUUCUGAGUUUUGCCAGACAUUGUGGUGAAGAUUAUGCUGGCUUGAUACCCAGGAAAAACAGUGAGCAAAAUUUUGUUUAUAAAAAUGCCAAACUGGAUGGAGUGAUGGGGAUUGAUGUAUUUAACCCAUAUAAUUUAUCUGUGGAAUUUGAUUGGGAUACAUCUCUAUGGGAAGAUGAAGAUGCAAAGUCUUUCUAUGAAAACCUUGUGGAUCUGAAAGCUUUUGUUCCUGGGAUAUUAUUUAAAGACAGUGAAAAGGUUGCUGAAUUGGCUGAAGAUACAGAAGAAGAAGAAUUGAAUGAUCUGGACAUCACUGAUACUGAGACUGAAGAUGAUGAUGAAGAAGAGGCACAAAAAGAAGUUAUUGCAGCAUAUGAAGAAGAAAAAAAAAUAAUGGAAGAUUUGGAGUAUACUGCAGAAUUGGAAGACAUUGAGGAAGAGGAAACCACUGGCAACAUGAAUAUGAAAAUUCUUCUUGAAGCAUUCCUACAAAAGUUACCAACCUGUGUUAAUAGGGAAUUUAUUGAUCAGGCUGCUGUAGAGUUCUGUAUGAACCUAAAUACCAAGUCGAACAGAAAGAAGCUGGUAAAAACAUUAUUCCUUGUACCUAGAACAAGGUUAGAUUUGUUACCAUUUUAUGCUCGUCUUGUUGCCACACUUUAUCCAUGUAUGGGUGAUAUAGCAAGAGAUUUGGUUGAUAAAUUCAAAGGAGAUUUCAGAUGGCAUGUUAGAAAAAAAGACCAAAUCAACUUAGAAUCAAAAAUAAAAACUGUAAGAUUCAUUGGGGAACUAACCAAAUUUAAGAUGUUUCCAAAAACUGACACACUACUCUGUUUAAAGAUGUUGCUCCAUGAUUUCUCCCAUCACAACAUUGAAAUGGCCUGCAAUCUCCUGGAAACAUGUGGUCGUUUCCUCUAUAGGUCGCCAGAUUCGCAUCUCAGGACUAAUGCCCUUUUGGAACAAAUGAUGAGGAAGAAGAGCAAGUUACAUUUGAAUGAAAGACAGAACACAAUGGUAGAGAAUGCAUUCUUUUACUGUAACCCACCCGAAGUCAAGCAAGAAGAAAAAGUGGUUCGACCUCCAAUGCAUGAAUACAUUAGAAAACUUCUCUACAAAGAUUUGACAAAAUUGAAUGUUGAAAAAGUAUUGAGACAGAUUCGUAAACUACCUUGGGACAACAAGGAGAUUAUCAACUAUGUUACUAAAUGUAUGACUUGUAUUUGGAAUGUGAAGUUUAACAAUAUUCACUGUGUUGCCAGCUUAUUGGCAGGAUUAGUCCCAUAUCAUGAAGAAAUUGGUAUACAAGUAGUUGAUGGUGUAUUAGAAGAUAUUAGAAUUGGCAUGGAGAUCAAUCAUCCAAAGUAUAAUCAAAGAAGAGUGAGUAUUGUGAAGUAUUUAGGUGAACUUUACAAUUAUAGAAUGGUAGAGUCGGCAGUCAUCUUUAAAGAACUUUAUACUUUUAUUACUUUUGGUGUUAACCUUGAAGGUCCACCAACUCCAUUAGAUCCUCCAGAACAUUUAUUUCGUAUUCGUCUAGUUUCUACAUUGUUAGACACAUGUGGACAGUACUUUGAUAGAGGCUCUAGCAAGAGAAAGUUGGACUGCUUUCUGCUAUAUUUCCAGAGGUAUAUCUGGUACAAGAAGCAUUUAGACAUUUGGAAUCCAGAGCUUCAUCCAUUCCCAAUAGAUAUAGAUUACAUGAUAUCUGAUACUGUAGAAGCACUAAGACCCAAGUUUAAAUUCAGUUCAAAUUCAGAAGAGGCAAAUAAUGCUGUAAGAGAACUAGAACAAGAAUUUUUACCUAAAAUUGCCCCUUACUUACCAAAGAUUAGUGUUAGUGAAGAUCUUGAUGAUGCCUCCCAUCCAUUAACAACUAUAGUUGAGGAUGAUGAAACCACUUUCCAACCUCAGACAGAGUGUACACCUGAAAUAGGAUCUGAUGGAUUACCAGUCAUUACUGAAAUAGGUGAAGAAUCUGAUUCAGAUGAUGAAUCUUGCAGUGGGAGAAGAAGAAAUGAUUGUCUUAGAGGAAGUGGCAGUCAGAGUCAAGAAGGCAUUCUCACAGACAAAGAUGAUUAUGAUACUGAUGUGCUGAUGUCAGCUGGGGAGAAUGAGGAAGAUGAUCAGGUACAUGUGCUUACUGGUGGUCCAAAACAUAUCAAGUGUGAUGAAGAUAGUGACUUUCUUGCUGCUUUUGACCAGAUGAUGGCAGAAAACUUACAGCAUCGCAAUAAUGAACUUAUCAAAGUCCCUCAGUUGGAUGUAUCUGUGCCUGUUAACUUGAAAACUAAGUUGAAAGUUGGUGAUCCACUUAAAAGGGAAGAAGUAGAGAAAAUGCAUGUGGACUUUGUGAUGAUUACUCGUAAAGGAAACAAGCAACAGUUGAGAACUGUUCAAGUUCCUGCUAACUCUCACUUUGUGUCAUCUGUCAAGACCAGAGAAGAGGCAGAAAUGGCUGAAAAACAGAGAAUGAAACGUUUAACUCUGAAUAUUAAUGAAAGACAAGAAGAAGAAGACUAUCAAGAAAUGAUAGCUGCAAUGCAGAGACCAACUGCUGUUAAUACAACUAGAGAAAGGAAAUCCAAGUUCCAACAUCCGAAAGGUGCUCCAGAUGCAGAUCUUAUAUUCAAGUCAGGAGGAAGAUGGUAAAUUCAAUGCAUAUCAAAACACUUGUGAACCAAGUGUGAUAGCCAGUACCUCAAGAACCUUAUUACUGUUUGGGAAACAUGAGAUGUGUCACACUCUGUACCUAUUAAAGAGAAGGUUCCGGAUUUCCCUAAGUGGAGAGUCAAAAGGACGUGGAUGAUCCCAGUACGUUAUAGACCAUCAUACAAAUUUGGAAAGAAGCUAUGGCUUGGUAUAUUAUCAGUUUUGUCAUCAAUUGUAAUUCUUGGUGACUCUACCAAACUAAGAAUUAAUUUAAUAUCUGUGAUGUUAAUUUUCUUGUGUUGGAUCAAUACUAG
Saccoglossus kowalevskii is the source of this 4403-nucleotide messenger RNA. Its product is annotated as regulator of nonsense transcripts 2-like. Gene Ontology annotation, biological process: nuclear-transcribed mRNA catabolic process, nonsense-mediated decay. Gene Ontology annotation, molecular function: RNA binding; protein binding. The record is from RefSeq and is a predicted model, not a curated record. Gene Ontology annotation, cellular component: exon-exon junction complex; cytoplasm. NCBI's taxonomy places the organism in Eukaryota, Metazoa, Hemichordata, Enteropneusta, Harrimaniidae.